Linum tenue is the source of this 777-nucleotide messenger RNA. The record is from the annotation of a GenBank genome assembly. Lineage: Eukaryota; Viridiplantae; Streptophyta; Magnoliopsida; Malpighiales; Linaceae.
CUCCGUCUUCCCCUUCUCCGACCGCCUCCAAUUUCAGGUUUUCUUCCAUUUCCUUCUCCGAUUCUCAUCCCUCGUUCCUGUUUCAAAUUCCACUUCAAUGAAGUCACUAACCCUUUCGGCAGUGGCGGCCAACAACAGCGUCACUUCUAUCUUGCCGUCGACCGACUUCAGUUCAAGAUGGAGAUGCUGGUAGAUUUGCUAGGUGUAGCCGGCCGCCGCUCUGGAAUUCCAAUGGCGGUUUGCUGCAGCUCGAGGGACGAACUCGAUGCUGUAUGCUCUGCAGUCUCCAACCUCCCUGACAUCUCUCUUGCGUCUCUGUACAGCGACCUAGCUGAGUCAGAAAGAACCCUAGUCUUGGAGACAUUUAGGCAAGCGACCAUCAAAUGGGCUGAGAGUGCUAUGACUAGUGUUCAGUUCGGGGACGAUGGUGAGAAUCAGAACAAUGAGAACAAGUCCCAGAUGAUAGUUGUAACGGAUGCUUGCCUUCCGGGAGUUCUCAGUGGCGAAUCAUCUAUCGCUGCUCGUAUCCUGAUCAACUACGAGCUACCAACGAAGAAGGUCUUUUUUCUAACGCCACGCUUACGCGCUCUAUCUGCAGAUGGGAUUGUUAUCAACGUGGUUGCCGGUGGGGAAGUUGUGACCUUGAAGAAUGUGGAGGAAAGUUGUGGCCUACUCAUUGCUGAAAUGCCUAUAAAUGUAAGCUGUGUCCUGCAUUACUUUGAACCACUUAUGGAACAAAUCCUUCUCAGGAAUAGUACACUGAAGUUUGGUAUUUAG